Molecule: messenger RNA, 1646 nt
Organism: Canis lupus familiaris (dog)
Lineage: Eukaryota; Metazoa; Chordata; Mammalia; Carnivora; Canidae
Gene: CTDNEP1
Product: CTD nuclear envelope phosphatase 1
Exons: 8
Coding region: 325-1059 (244 amino acids)
Molecular function (GO): protein serine/threonine phosphatase activity
Source: RefSeq, a predicted model, not a curated record
UCCAUCCCCUUCCCUCCCGGUCUCGGAGGACCCCGUCCUAGCCCGACCCGUCUCGGCCCGCAACCCCCGCGAAGCCGACGGUGCCACUCCCCGCCCAUGUGGGCCCCCGCGGGCUGCCCACGCCUGUCCCCCAGCUCCCGGUUCCGCUGGGCUUUCCCCUCGCCGGGGGUGGCUUUCUAAGCCGCCCGCUCCGCGCCCCUCUCUGCAGCCUUUCCUGCCACUCGGGGCCCCCGUUCCCCCUCCCGGCGGCGGGGGGCUGCCCCCGGGGGGCUGGCGGAGCUGGGCCGCGGGGGCCCCGGGGCCGGCGGUGCCGGGGUCAUCGGGAUGAUGCGGACGCAGUGUCUGCUGGGGCUGCGCACGUUCGUGGCCUUCGCCGCCAAGCUCUGGAGCUUCUUCAUUUACCUUUUGCGGAGGCAGAUCCGCACGGUAAUUCAGUACCAGACUGUUCGAUAUGACAUCCUUCCCUUAUCUCCCGUGUCCCGGAAUCGGCUAGGUCAGGUGAAGAGGAAGAUCCUGGUGCUGGAUCUGGAUGAGACACUUAUUCACUCCCAUCAUGAUGGGGUCCUAAGGCCCACAGUCCGGCCCGGAACGCCCCCUGACUUCAUCCUCAAGGUGGUAAUAGACAAACAUCCCGUCCGGUUUUUUGUACAUAAGAGGCCCCAUGUGGAUUUCUUCUUGGAAGUGGUGAGUCAGUGGUAUGAGCUGGUGGUGUUCACAGCAAGCAUGGAGAUUUAUGGCUCUGCUGUGGCAGAUAAACUGGACAACAGCAGGAGUAUUCUCAAGAGGAGAUACUACAGACAGCACUGCACUUUGGAACUGGGCAGCUACAUCAAAGACCUCUCUGUGGUCCACAGUGACCUCUCCAGCAUCGUCAUCCUGGAUAACUCCCCAGGGGCCUAUAGGAGCCACCCAGACAAUGCCAUCCCCAUCAAAUCCUGGUUCAGUGACCCCAGCGACACCGCCCUUCUCAAUCUGCUUCCAAUGCUGGAUGCCCUCAGGUUCACCGCUGAUGUUCGUUCUGUGCUGAGCCGAAACCUUCACCAACAUCGGCUCUGGUGACAGCUGCUCCCCCUCCACCUGAGUUGGGGUGGGGGGGAAAGGGAGGGUGAGCACUCGGGAUGCCGUCUGAUGCCCUGUCCCAUGGUGAGGACUGUCUGGGCAGGGUCUGCCCCUCCCGCCCCUCUCUGCCCUGGGAGCCCUGCACUCCACACGGAGUCUGGAUGGACACAUGGGUCAGACUCUGCAGCAGCCUCACUCUAACUUCGUGUUCGCACUCUCUGGAAACCCCAGACUGGGACAUAAGCGGAGGCCCAGGAGAGUCCAAACUGUCUGGUGGAGACAGGACUGGCCAGAAUGACACACAGACAUUCGGUAAUCCGGGAGGCUCAAAGAAAAGCCAAGCCAGCUUUGUUGUGAUUUGAUUUUUUAAAAACUCUUGUACAAAACUGAUCUAAUUCUUCACUCCAAGGGCUGGGCUGUGGGUGGGGAACUGGGAUUUUGGGCCACUGGAUUUUCCCCAAACUUGUCCCCCUGCCCCCAACCUUUCCCUCUACAUUCCCUUCUUCCUAUACUCUCAGACCUGUAACCGGCGCGCUCUCUUUUUCUUUCCUCUCUUUUAAACCAUGCAUUAUAACUUUGAAACCAAA